UGACAGGGCUCCCGGCUCAGUCCCGGCCUAGCAUGGCCUGGGCACCGUCCGACGUCGGCUCUGGCAAGGAUGGCCCCCUCGGGCCCCGCCGGCGCCCCGUCGAGCCCGGUGGAGCCACUGUCGCGUAGCAUCUUCAGGAAGUUCUUGCUGAUGCUCUGCUCACUACUCACUUCCCUCUACGUCUUCUACUGCCUGGCCGAGCGCUGCCAGCCUGGGUCUGGCCCUGUCGCGGGGGUCCCGGGGCGCGGCGUCCCUGCAGGACCCAGGGAACUAGCGGCGUGGCCCGCGGGGGCGCAAAGGAAGCGCCUCCUGCAGCUGCGGCAGCGGCGGAGGCGCGGGCGGCCCGGGCUAGGCGACAGCGGCGACCAGGACGAGCAGAGCCCCGGGCUGGCCGCGGCUCCAGGCGGCUCCGGGGCGGGAAGCAGCGUGGCGGAGGCCCAGUCAGGGACCCUGACCUUACUGCUGGAUGAGGGUAGCAAGCAGCUGCCGCAGGCCAUCAUCAUUGGCGUGAAAAAGGGCGGCACACGGGCACUGCUGGAGUUCCUGCGUGUGCACCCCGACGUGCGCGCCGUGGGUGCGGAGCCCCACUUCUUCGACCGCAGCUACCACAAGGGUCUCGCCUGGUACCGGGACCUGAUGCCCAGAUCCCUGGAGGGACAGAUCACCAUGGAGAAGACGCCCAGCUACUUCGUGACCAGGGAGGCACCCGCACGCAUCUCAGCCAUGUCCAAGGACACCAAGCUCAUCGUGGUGGUGCGCGACCCUGUGACCAGGGCCAUCUCGGACUACACUCAAACGUUGUCAAAGCGGCCGGAUAUUCCUAGCUUCGAGAGCCUGACGUUCCGCAACCGCAGCGCGGGCCUCAUAGACACGUCGUGGAGCGCCAUCCAGAUUGGCCUGUAUGCCAAGCACCUGGAGCCCUGGCUGCGCCAUUUCCCUCUCAGCCAGAUGCUCUUUGUGAGCGGGGAGCGGCUGGUCAGCGACCCAGCAGGUGAGCUGCGCCGCGUGCAGGAUUUCCUGGGCCUCAAGCGCAUCAUCACUGACAAGCACUUCUACUUUAAUCAGACCAAGGGCUUCCCGUGCCUCAAGAAGGCGGAGGGCAGCGGCAAGCCACACUGCCUGGGCAAGACCAAGGGGCGCGCGCACCCCGCCAUUGCGCGCGAGGUGCUGAGGCAGCUGCGUGACUUUUACAGGCCCUUCAACCUCAAGUUUUACCAGAUGACUGGCCGCGACUUUGGCUGGGACGGAUAGCAGAUAUAAUUUAAAAAGAAAAAAAAUAUAAAAAUAUAAUAUAUUUUUGUACCAGUCGCUAGAGAAAAGACAGUUUAAUAUUUGUGUAUAAGUAUACGUUGCAGUAUUUUUUUUUUCUCCUGUCCCCGAUGGAUAAUAACCAGCACCAAACAUGCGCAUCGCAGGAAAGGAGAUUUCGUGUAUCUAAGCAACUCACAUCUUCAGUUUGUUUAUGUUCUGAGCACUCGUUUAUAAAGGAUAAGCACCAAUACUAAACUGUUCUAAGAAAAUCCCCAUGGUAACCCUCUCUUUUGUUAAGUACAGAAACCUGAUAGAAUUGGGACCCGGCCUUUGAUUUUUCUAUCUUUCUCCUGUGCCACUUUUCUCACAAGUCACUUCCCAGUUAAUGACACUUUGGGUAUGCACAGGGCAGCUUUCGCUUGUAGUUAUGAUCCUUACACAACUGCGGCAAGCCUGUUGUGCGU
Molecule: messenger RNA, 1715 nt
Organism: Acomys russatus (golden spiny mouse)
Lineage: Eukaryota; Metazoa; Chordata; Mammalia; Rodentia; Muridae
Gene: Hs3st3a1
Product: heparan sulfate-glucosamine 3-sulfotransferase 3A1
Exons: 2
Coding region: 70-1251 (393 amino acids)
Molecular function (GO): [heparan sulfate]-glucosamine 3-sulfotransferase activity
Source: RefSeq, a predicted model, not a curated record